Molecule: messenger RNA, 1147 nt
Organism: Radiomyces spectabilis
Lineage: Eukaryota; Fungi; Mucoromycota; Mucoromycetes; Mucorales; Radiomycetaceae
Exons: 1
Coding region: 121-792 (223 amino acids)
Source: RefSeq, a predicted model, not a curated record
CUUUCUUUUCAACUGAAAAGUUCAGCCCAUUUUUUUUCACACACUUUCCCUGUGGUGGUCUUCUUUUAAAAAGCAAAAGUUGUCACUCCAUUGGUUUCUAUUCAUUAUUACUGCUUGUGAAUGGAUUCUGCUGCUCUUUUUAAUACCAACGAUACGGACCAGUUCAUGUUGGUGAACAAGAAUGUGUGUCUUUACGAACAAGCUGCGCCAUGGCCCAUGCGAACGGAAAGAAGAAAUUCAGUCAAUAGCUUUGCUUACGCGGACAAUUCAUUGUUGGACGAAGAAGAUCCAAAUGGGUUUGUACCUCUGUGUGCACCUCCGCCUUCACCACAAGAACCGUCACUGCUCGAUUCCAUGUUUGCCCAUCAGCUCAGUUGCUCUUUAGAAGUCGUGCGCAGUCAUCGGAGUCGCAGUGGUAGCGGCAGCAGCAGUCCAGCCGAAACGCCUCAUCCUACGAAUAAUACGCUUGAACAUGCACAAACGUUGGAUCGACUGUUACGACGCACAUUGAAAGAACAGCGCUGCGGUUCGAUCAGUAAACGACAAUCAUCCUGGACACCUCACAAACCACGACGCACGAUCCUUGGUCGAUCGAAAUCCACGCGAAUAGAAUCGUCCUGUUCAACCACUCAACGGCCUCCGCGACGCACCUCGGAAGAAUGGACAGCUGCAGCGUUGUAUCAAAAACUUCAGGGCAUCGCUGAAGCAGCCGACAAGGUGGAAAAAUUAAAACGAGCCAGACCCGAUAACACCGAAUCGCUUGUCAAAGAACUACGCGAAAUGGGCCUCUAACAAAAAAGGCGGCAUCAUCUGUUAUUCAUUCCCUUUUUCGCUUCCUGGAGCUUCAUUCCACUUGCUUGCUCUCUCCUUCCCCGUUCUCUUUAUUUCCCUUUCUGUUUGCCAUUCGAUGUAUAUAUACUGCUUUUAUUCAUAUUCUAUUUUUUUAAAAAGUUUUUCUUUUUCUUUUUUUCUUUCUCGUCUCCCUCUCCCCCCUUUGAUCAUUCAAUAACCGCAUGCCACUUCAUACACAUGACAUAAUUCAUAUCCCCAUUGACUCUUUUUUUCUUUUCCCUUCCCCGCUUAAAAAAAAAAGAAAAAAAAACACAAAAAAAGAAGCUCCCCAAAAUAAAAAAUUCUUUAAUCGCUU